This is a messenger RNA of Octodon degus (degu), 3297 nucleotides long. It is a transcript of the gene Osbpl3, whose product is annotated as oxysterol binding protein like 3. The record is from RefSeq and is a predicted model, not a curated record. Gene Ontology annotation, molecular function: cholesterol binding. Gene Ontology annotation, cellular component: perinuclear endoplasmic reticulum; cytosol; plasma membrane. The transcript has 23 exons. NCBI's taxonomy places the organism in Eukaryota, Metazoa, Chordata, Mammalia, Rodentia, Octodontidae. Bases 378 to 3041 code for a protein of 887 amino acids.
UGUGGGCAAAGUACUGGAACCGGUCGCGCUGUGGCGGCGUCGGCGAGCCGGCCGGGACCUGAGACCCCGGCGCCAGGCGGCCAGCUCGAGCGCCUGUGCCUUCGUCCGUCCGCGAGCGGCGCCCGCGCCCCCGCCGCCUGCUCUGGAGCGGGGACUGUGUGCUGUGCGCCCCGGAGCGGAGGAGCCGGCGUCGCCGGGACCCGGGCAGUGUCCCCGGCGGCGGGGCGCGCAGGAAUUUCCUUUGGGUAGUCCAAAAUGCUUUUAAGUAUGUUGGAUAAGAGCUGAACUACCAGCCUGUGUGGGACUCCAUAUUCUCCGUUCCACUGUCUUCGAAUGGCAUUCUGACUGCAUCAAGGCCAAGGGACCAGUUGUUCAGGAUGAGUGAUGAGAAGAACCUCGGCGUGUCCCAAAAAUUGGUGUCACCUUCAAGGAGCACAAGUAGCUGUUCCUCCAAGCAGGGAAGCCGACAGGACAGCUGGGAAGUGGUGGAAGGACUAAGGGGAGACAUGAAUUACACCCAGGAGCCUCCAGUUCAGAAAGGAUUUUUGCUGAAGAAGCGGAAAUGGCCCUUGAAAGGCUGGCACAAGAGAUUCUUCUACUUGGACAAGGGAAUCUUGAAAUAUGCCAAGAGCCAAACUGACAUCGAGAGAGAGAAGCUACACGGCUGCAUUGAUGUGGGGCUGUCAGUGAUGUCCGUAAAGAAGUCGUGCAAGUGCAUCGACCUUGACACUGAGGAGCACAUCUACCAUCUGAAGGUGAAGUCAGAAGAAGUCUUUGAUGAGUGGGUAGCCAAACUCCGUCACCACAGAAUGUAUCGUCAGAAUGAAAUCGCCAUGUUUCCACGGGAAGUAAAUCACUUUUAUCCAGGGUCUACCAUCACAGAUUCCGCACCUGGGGCAUUUGACUCCAUUUCCAGUAGGAAGUGUAGCAGUAUAUCAAAGCAGAAUUCAUUUCAAACUGGAAGCAAUUUAUCAUUUUCUUGUGGUGGUGAGGCGCGAGUUCCAUUAUGGCUACAGUCUUCGGAGGACAUGGAGAAAUGCUCAAAAGACCUGGCGCACUGCCAUGCCUACCUGGUGGAGAUGAGCCAGCUCCUUCAAAACAUGGACGUCCUACACCGCACCUACUCAGCACCAGCCAUCAAUGCCAUACAGGGUGGAGCUUUUGAAAGUCCCAAAAAGGAAAAAAGAUCGCACAAGAGGUGGCGGUCCAGAGCUAUUGGCAAAGAUACUAAAGGAACGCUCCAGGUCCCUAAACCUUUCUCUGGCCCUUUGAGACUACAUUCCUCCAAUCCUAAUUUGUCAACACUAGAUUUUGGAGAAGAGAAAAACUAUUCAGAUGGCUCCGAAACCUCAUCAGAAUUUUCUAAAAUGCAAGAAGACCUGUGUCACAUUGCCCAUAAAGUUUACUUCGCUUUAAGGUCGGCUUUUAACACCAUAUUGGUGGAGAGAGAGAGACUGAAGCAGCUGAUGGAGCAAGAUGCCUCCUCCGCCCCUUCUGCUCAGUCCCUUGGUCUGAAGCACGCUCUGUCGUCCGCCAUAGCACAAAACACAGAUCUUAAAGAACGCUUACGCAGAAUCCAUGCCGAAUCUCUGCUGCUCGACCCGCCUGCUGUUGCCAAGUUGGGUGACAAUCUGGCAGAGGAAAACUCCAGAGAUGAAAACCGAGAGCUGGUCCAUCAGCUUUCCAACGAAAGCAGGCUCUCCAUCACUGACUCCCUUUCAGAGUUUUUUGAUGCACAAGAAGUUCUGUUGUCCCCAAGCUCUUCAGAAAAUGAGAUUUCUGAUGACGACUCAUAUGUCAGUGACAUAAGUGAUAACCUUUCCUUAGACAACCUUAGUAAUGAUUUAGAUAAUGAAAGACAGACCUUGGGACCUGUUCUCGAGCAUGGUGGGAGAGUGAGGUCCGAGAGAAGGACAUGCCUACCAGCGCCAGGUCCUAACACCAGCAACAUCAGCCUGUGGAACAUCUUGCGCAACAACAUUGGGAAGGACCUGUCCAAGGUGGCCAUGCCCGUGGAGCUGAAUGAGCCCCUGAACACCCUGCAGAGGCUCUGUGAGGAGCUGGAGUACAGCGAGCUGCUGGACAAGGCUGCGCAGAUCCCUAGCCCCCUGGAAAGGAUGGUGUACAUGGCAGCCUUUGCCAUAUCCGCAUAUGCGUCCAGCUACUAUAGAGCUGGGAGCAAGCCAUUUAAUCCGGUGCUCGGAGAAACGUACGAGUGUGUUCGAGAGGACAAGGGCUUCCACUUUUUUUCAGAACAGGUCAGCCACCAUCCACCUAUUUCUGCAUGUCAUGCUGAGUCUGGAAAUUUUGUUUUCUGGCAAGAUGUGAGAUGGAAAAACAAAUUCUGGGGCAAAUCCAUGGAAAUUGUUCCCAUUGGCACAACCCAUGUGACUCUCCCAGCCUUUGGAGAUCAUUUUGAGUGGAACAAGGUGACCUCUUGCAUCCACAACAUCUUAAGUGGGCAGAGGUGGAUUGAGCACUAUGGAGAGAUUGUCAUCAACAACCUCAACGAUGAUUCCUGCCACUGCAAAGUGAACUUCAUAAAGGCAAAAUACUGGAGCACUAACGCCCACGAGAUCGAAGGCACAGUAUUCGACCGGAGUGGGCAAGCUGUGUUCCGUCUAUUUGGAAAGUGGCAUGAGAGCAUCUACUGCAGUGGCGGAGCCUCCUCGUCCACGUGCGUGUGGAGAGCAAAUCCCAUGCCAAAAGGCUACGAGCAAUAUUAUGGCUUCACACAGUUUGCAUUAGAGUUAAAUGAAAUGGAUGCUUUGUCAAAGUCUUUAUUGCCACCUACUGACACUCGAUUUAGACCAGACCAAAGGUUUCUAGAAGAAGGGAACGUAGAAGAAGCUGAAGUGCAAAAGCAGAGGAUCGAGCAGCAGCAGAGAGAGAGGCGGCGGGUCCUCGAAGAACAUAACAUGGAGCAUCAGCCGCGGUUUUUCAGGAAAUCCAGCGAUGAUUCUUGGGUGAGCAAUGGCACCUACUUGGAACUUAGAAAAGAUUUUGGUUUUUCCAAAUUGGAACAUCCUGUCUUGUGGUGAAAAGCAAAGAAGAAAAAAAGAACAUUAAUGUACCCCGUGUUUGCUUCUGGAAGCAGCGCACCCUUGUCUAUAUGUGUAAAAGGUACUAUCCAGAAUAAUCACUUGCGCUUAGCCUAACAUUGUAAGUAUUGAAGUCUAUAUUUUCUUCAGUAGGUGUCUUUGCAAUUUCAAGUGUUAUCAUGAUUGUUUAUAUGAAUGUGGAACACCUUGAUAUUUCUUUUUUAUAUAAACUGUUUAAUAAAAAUGAAAGAUUGAA